Sycon ciliatum is the source of this 1221-nucleotide messenger RNA. RefSeq lists its product as uncharacterized. The record is from RefSeq and is a predicted model, not a curated record. NCBI's taxonomy places the organism in Eukaryota, Metazoa, Porifera, Calcarea, Leucosolenida, Sycettidae. The transcript has a single exon. Bases 1 to 1221 code for a protein of 406 amino acids.
AUGACCAGCACGAGCACGACCAACACGUACCGACUGUACCUAACGAACGCCUUUGGCAUAGCCUCCAAAUUUGGUGACUUCCGCCAUGCUCUCGCACUCCACUCUCCCGACAUCGCUAUCGUUACCGAAACCAAGCUCACGGUAGAAGCAAUGGAGGAGCUCAGUGCUGCUCAUCACCUCACCCAACACGUGCUUGAGCCAACCAGGGGCAACAACACCCUGGACCUGGUCCUUUCCGAUUUUGACACCCCGGUCAUGUCUACUGUGCAUCCACCUCUCGGCCGAUCUGACCAUGCCAGUGUGAUUACCGACCUCCAGCGUGCUCCACCACACCGGGAGCCUCCGACCUCGAGGUGUGUGUGGCGCUAUAAUUUGGCUGACUGGCCACGUUUAAAGCACUUCUUCCGGCAAACAGAGUGGUCCUCUAUCAUCACUGACAACAUUGACCUGUCAUGCGAGCGGCUGACUGGCAAGAUCUCUGAGGGCAUGACAACGUUCAUCCCGUCCAAGAGCCUCAAACUGCACAGUACCGACCCAGUGUGGUGGACACCAGAGUGCCCCGAAGCCACCAAGAGGAAGCGAAAUGCAUGGAAGCGACUCCGUCUGCAUCCAGCAGAUGCACAACUCCAACUGGCUUAUACCCAAGCCACAGCCACUGCCUCAGCAUGCCUUAAGAGAGCUGAAGAUACCCAUGCAGCAACCAUCCAUCGAAGGCUCGCAGCAGGUGGUUUAUCCAGUCGUGAAUGGUGGUCCACUGUCAAGUGUGCCGGUGGGUGUGGGCGUAGCCAUGACAUCCCUACCCUCAAGGAGGAAAACAGCGCGGAGCUCACCACUGGUAAGGACAAAGCAGAGAGCUUUGCCCGCUACUUUUCAGCGAAAUGCAGCCUUGGUGAUGACCUUGAUGCCAGCAACCUUCCGUAUGUCCGCCCCCGAUCUGAUGCCUGUCUGAGUACCAUCCACUUUAGGCCACGAACGGUAUGCCGUGAACUGAGGAAGAUUGUCCCGUCCAAAGCCACUGGCUCGGAUGGUGUGCCAGGACAAGUAUCGAAGCAGUGCUGUGAGGAACUGUGCAGGCCUGUGGUUCAGCUUUUCAGCGAAGCAUUCCGCCAAGGCCGGCAACCGUCACUGUGGAAGCUUGCCUCAGUAGUACCUGUACACAAGAAGGAUUCGAAGUCCGCAACAAAGAACUACCGGCCCAUAUCCCUGCUGCCAAUACUGUAA